CUCUAUAGAAAGUGACAACUCCAUAUAUUGUUCUUAAAACAAAUUUCUAAAUUUUGAACCUGAUUUGAAUAGGAAUCAAUUAUUGAAAUCAAUUACCUUGAAGCUUAAAGUCUCGAAAAUAGGUAGCCUAUUGUCAUCAAGCAGACACGUGAUGUCUGAACAAAUUAAACAAUUGGUCGACUCGAAGAUCACUUCGAAAAAAGUGAUGGUGUUUACGAAAGCACAUUGCCCAUAUUGUCGCGAUGCCAAAAAAGUGUUGGCAGAAUAUCGAUUGCCGCCGGAAGAAUACGAGAUAAUGGAUAUUGAAAACGAUCCUCAGUGUUCAGAAAUCCAGACCUAUCUCGAGAUAUUAACUGGUGCAUCGUCCGUACCCCGAGUGUUUAUCAAUGGCCGCUGUAUUGGUGGUGGCGACGAUACUGUUCGUUUGCAUAAAUCAGGAGAGCUAUCCAAAUUACUUUCUUCAUAAUGUUGGAAUCAUAUUUAAUGCCAUUUCUAUGGAUACUUUAGUGUUAGUUAAUGACUUUUUUUACGUUUGGUUAUAAUAAAUGGGAUGUUAAGUUAUAA
Molecule: messenger RNA, 564 nt
Organism: Dermatophagoides farinae (American house dust mite)
Lineage: Eukaryota; Metazoa; Arthropoda; Arachnida; Sarcoptiformes; Pyroglyphidae
Product: glutaredoxin-1
Biological process (GO): cellular response to oxidative stress
Cellular component (GO): cytoplasm
Molecular function (GO): glutathione disulfide oxidoreductase activity
Source: RefSeq, a predicted model, not a curated record